UCGCAUGUAAGGGAUUGCCCAACUGCCUGGUUAUAUAUUCAGCUUUCGUUGCCAAAGAAAAGGGGCGAAAGGGAGGAAGGCCUGCUUCACCUGGUUUCAGGUUCAUGUGUUGUGCGUGUUACCAAGAGUGUACGCGUCGUGUGAUUUCAGAAUGAGGAUGCUAUCAAGGUCUUGGAGAUCUGCGUCCCUCUUUCCUGUCAUCGUCUUUGCCUUGUUGUUCUCAACUUCAUUCGCAGGGAGACAGUGCAAUUUCUUGACGGAUCAAGAUGCCCUACGUCAUCAAGGAGAGGCAGCAGGGGCUGAACAGAAGGAAGCAGUAGUGCCACUGGUGCAUGGUCGGAUGCUCAAUGUCAAGACGAAUGAUUACGGCAGCUAUGACCCUUCCCCAACCACGGACAAGCCGCACUUCAAGCUCAUACCCAACUGAUCAAAUUACGUAUCGAGCUUGCCGCAAUGGAGUGGCCGAUGAGGAAUUUAGCUGCUUACAUAUGUGUGCCUGACGUAUAGAUAGAGAGGUAUUCCUAGGCUUGCUAAAAUUAUUAUAAUGACAUUUAGUACCUUUUUAUAGAUGUUGCUCGUGCUGUGUUCAGUAGCCACAAGGAGCUGUCAGUGUUCAUUCGGUUGAACUUGUCAUAUAUUGUACUUAAACCAUACAUAUAUGCAAGUAAGUUUUUCCCAUGGGCAGGGCAGUACUUGUUAUCCUUUCGAACAAAUAUUUUGGCUUGUGUUUGUAUGGAAUCUUAGAGAUUUCUUGACUUCA
Molecule: messenger RNA, 760 nt
Organism: Setaria italica (foxtail millet)
Lineage: Eukaryota; Viridiplantae; Streptophyta; Magnoliopsida; Poales; Poaceae
Product: protein CASPARIAN STRIP INTEGRITY FACTOR 1
Exons: 3
Coding region: 152-427 (91 amino acids)
Source: RefSeq, a predicted model, not a curated record